This is a messenger RNA of Macrosiphum euphorbiae (potato aphid), 219 nucleotides long. Lineage: Eukaryota; Metazoa; Arthropoda; Insecta; Hemiptera; Aphididae. The record is from the annotation of a GenBank genome assembly.
AUGUUGGUCCACAUGGACCCCCCGACUAACCGCCUCACUAGACCGGCGGCUGGUGACAGAAGCACUGAUGACAUGGUAGUAGAUGAGCCAGAGGAGCAACAUGCGCAUGCCUUUAACUCGACGGACUUCGUGAAGAGAAAGGGCAAAAUCAAGAGUACUGGGACACAUGCGACCCACCUCCAGUUGCUGAAAGGGUUGCAGAAAGGAACCCAAGAAUAA